AUAUCCUGACCAAAAGAGGAAGUGGCAGGUUACUAGUCUUAAACUUAUCUGCAGCUGUACAUCAUAGACAGCAAACUGGUGACUGCCUACAGUCGUUUCUGUAACAACAGAAAGUGUACUCACUCAGAGUAGGCUGAAUUCAAAAUGCUGAAGAGAAAACCAUCCAAUGUUUCAGAGAAGGAGAAACAUCAGAAACCAAAGCGCAGCAGCAGUUUUGGGAAUUUUGAUCGUUUUCGGAAUAAUUCCAUAUCAAAACCAGAUGAUUCAACUGGGGUAAAUGAAGGGGAACCCACAAAUGAAAGUGGAGAACAAAACAAAACUUCAAAUAAUGGAGGAGGCUUAGGUAAAAAAAUGAGAGCUAUUUCCUGGACAAUGAAGAAAAAAGCGGGUAAAAAGUACAUCAAAGCCCUUUCUGAGGAAAAGGAUGAGGAAGAUGAAGAUGCCCUCCCAUAUCGGAAUAGUGACCCCAUGAUUGGAAACCAUACAGAGAAGGGCUCCCUUAAAGCCAGUGACUCCAUGGACAGCAUCUACAGUGGGCAGAGCUCAUCAAGUGGUAUAACAAGCUGUUCAGAUGGUACAAGUAACCGGGACAGCUUUCGUCUUGAUGAUGAUAGCCCCUACUCAGGACCCUUCUGUGGCCGUGCCAGAGUACAUACGGAUUUCACACCAAGUCCCUAUGACGCUGACUCCCUCAAAAUCAAGAAAGGAGAUAUCAUAGACAUUAUCUGCAAAACGCCAAUGGGGAUGUGGACUGGAAUGCUGAACAAUAAAGUGGGAAACUUCAAAUUUAUUUAUGUUGAUGUCAUCUCAGAAGAAGAAGAAGCAGCCCCCAAGAAAAUAAAGGCACACAAAAGAAGUGGAAAGGAAAAACCCAAGACUCUGCAGGAGUUCUUAGAGAGGAUUCACCUUCAGGAAUAUACCUCAACACUUUUGCUCAAUGGUUAUGAGAGCCUAGAAGAUUUAAAGGAUAUAAAAGAGAGUCAUCUCAUUGAAUUAAACAUUAAAAACCCAGAAGAUAGAAUGAGGUUACUAUCAGCUGCUGAAAAUCUCCUUGAUGAAGAAACUGUUCAAGAGCAAGAAAAUGAAUCCAUGCCCCCAUCCUUUAGCGCAGACAUCUCCUUAAAUAAGUCACAGUUAGAUGACUGCCCAAGGGACUCUGGUUGUUAUAUCUCAUCAGAAAAUUCAGAUAAUGGUAAAGAAGAUCUGGAGUCUGAAAAUCUAUCUGACAUGGUACAGAAGAUUGCUAUCACAGAGCCAAUCGACUAAACACACUUUCUCAACUCUAUACCUACAGAUAUGUUCCACUUAAGCUCUUCUUGAACUAAAAGAUCAAAUAGGAGAAGAAAAGUAUUUGUAGAUACAAAAAAAGUUUUAAGGGGAAUGAUUGUACAUAAAAGGUCAUAUCUCUAACAUUUAUAAGUAUUAUAAAUAAUAUGUAUAUUUAUUACUUUAAAAGCUACGUGUUAAUAUUUCACUUGCCUGUAUCAGAAAAAGUAUAGUGGGUUUUCUUGUUGUUGUUGUUCUUUUUUUUCUUUUUAGGGCCACACCCACAGAAUAUAGAAGUUCCCAGGCUAGGGGCCGAAUCAGAGCUACAGCUGCCGGCCUACGCCAUAGCCACAACAAAACAGGAUCUGAGCUGCAUCUGUGAUCUACACCAUGGCUCAUGUCAUGCAAUGGCAUAUCCUUAACCCACUGAGCAAGGCCAGGGAUCAAACCUACAUCCUCAUGGAUCCUAGUUGGGUUCAUUAACCAUGAGCCACAAAGGGAACUUGUAUAUUUAUUAUUUUAAAUGCUUACAUGUUAAUAUUUCACUUGCCUGUAACAGAAAAAGUAUAGUGUAAGUGAGAUGUAAUGUGGUAUAUUAGAUAUAAGUUUUAUUUGGCUUUAUUUUAUAAGUACAAAAUGAUUUUGCCAAAAAACUCUUCUUUUUAUACCUGCUAGUUUUGAAUUUGUGUAAAUUACUGAAUGUAUAGUAAUGGAGCAUGUGUCUGUUUAACCAAUUGUCCAAGCAGCAUUUUAUAUUCAUUUUUAUAAUUACUAGGAAAGAAUAAGUUAAUAUUGGAGGCAUUUUAUCCUGAUCCAUAGUGGACUUUUAGUAACUGGUUUUUGUUGAUUUCUUCACUAUUAUUCACUAUAGAUAACAAUAUGUUGUAAAUUCUUAUUGAGUAAAACUAAUUUUAAUAACUAUACAUGUUUUUCAUCUUUAAGUGUAAAUAUUUUUAAUUAUGAAAUGCUCUAAUUUUAAUAAUAAAAAGAACCAUGUGCAUUUG
Phacochoerus africanus (Common warthog) is the source of this 2270-nucleotide messenger RNA. RefSeq names its product SAM domain, SH3 domain and nuclear localization signals 1 (gene SAMSN1). The record is from RefSeq and is a predicted model, not a curated record. Gene Ontology annotation, molecular function: protein binding. The transcript is spliced from 8 exons. The coding region runs from base 145 to 1266 and encodes 373 amino acids. NCBI's taxonomy places the organism in Eukaryota, Metazoa, Chordata, Mammalia, Artiodactyla, Suidae.